This is a messenger RNA of Hypanus sabinus (Atlantic stingray), 3531 nucleotides long. It is a transcript of the gene fgd, whose product is annotated as faciogenital dysplasia. Gene Ontology annotation, cellular component: cytoplasm. The record is from RefSeq and is a predicted model, not a curated record. NCBI's taxonomy places the organism in Eukaryota, Metazoa, Chordata, Chondrichthyes, Myliobatiformes, Dasyatidae. Gene Ontology annotation, molecular function: guanyl-nucleotide exchange factor activity; metal ion binding. The transcript has 19 exons. Gene Ontology annotation, biological process: filopodium assembly; cytoskeleton organization. The coding region runs from base 25 to 2841 and encodes 938 amino acids.
GAGUAACGGGGGAAAGCAGGGGGGAUGCAGCUGGGCAGAGCGGAGAAGGCGGCACUCCUGCAGGAGUUGAGCUCCAGGGUGUCACCGUUGAGCCAGCCCCGGCAGGAGCCCGGGGAGACGGCGAGCCACAGCCCGCCGCGGCGGGGGACAGCCACACGCGGCUCCUCUGGGACUCAGCUGCAAGUCCGAAGUAAUCCUAAUUCCAGUUCUGAUCACCUUCAGAAUCUCAGCUCUGUACCAUGCACUCAGCAAACAGGAAGAAAGUUAACCAACGGCUCAUCAUCAGUUGGGAAAGUCACAGCCCAAAAGCCUCAAGUACCUCCUAAGCCUAUCCACCUUCAAAACUUGCGUCAAGAAGAAACCUUCCAGCGAAUUCCUCCAGCUCCAUCAAGGCCUCUACCUGCCGAUCCAAAGCUAAGCAAGAACCCCCAAACAAAUACCGAGAGUAAGGAAACAUCAACUCUGCCCUGUGUCUCCUCGCUUAUUGAGAAAUUUGAAAGUGUUAGGCAACUGAGUCCAGAAAUCAAUAAAAGGAACCAGCUGAUAUUGUCCCUUAAAAUGGAACCGACUCAGGACUCCUCUGAAUGUGCAGCAUCUGACAGUGAAUUGGAGCCAGCAAGCACAGCUGACAUUACAGUAGAAGAAAUUGAUUCCAAUGGAACUGAAGUCGGCAUGAAAGUGGUGGAAUGUUCUAAUGAGGAAGUGACUGCAAUGAAAGAAUUGGCCGAAGGUGGUGUUGAAAAUGAUGAUUGUGCCGGUAUAAGGACUCAGGAGGCAAGAGCUGUAGCUGAGAUGGGACAAUCGAUGUUGGAACAAAAUGGGAAUGUUAAAAUACCAAAUCGAGACAGUGGGAUUGAUAGCCCUUCAUGUAAUGGGGACAGUGAAGUUUUUCCCAAUGAAGAAGCAAUGGAAGAGAAAAAAAAUGUCAGUUCUGUGGAGAAUGAACAUUAUAUGGAAAUAAAACCUGGUGAAGUUCCUGAAAUACAACAAAAAAUUGAUUCCACCCAGGAAGAUGAUGAUAGUGAUAUGGAUGAUGGCAGCAGUGAAGAAAAUGAGCCAACAGAAGUGCCAAAGAGCGAGCAAUUAGAAACCGCCAAGUGCACAGAGCCACAGAAAUUAUUCAACAUUGCAAAUGAGCUUCUUCUCACAGAGGAAGCCUACGUGAAAAGGCUUCAUCUUCUGGAUCAGGUGUUUUGCACUAAACUGAAUGAAGCCGGUAUUCCACAAGAGGUGAUUACUGGAAUCUUCUCAAACAUUUCCUCAAUCUAUUGCUUUCAUGACAAGUUUCUUCUGCCAGGAUUAAAAACCAGAAUUACAGAAGAAUGGGAUAAAAACCCUCGGAUAGGUGAUAUUCUCCAGAAGUUGGCUCCUUUCUUAAAGAUGUAUGGGGAAUAUGUAAAGAACUUUGACCGUGCAAUGGAUCUGGUGAAUUCCUGGAUGCAACGAUCAUCUCAGUUUAAAUCUAUCAUUCAGGACAUUCAAAAACAAGAUGUGUGUGGAAACCUGACAUUGCAGCACCACAUGCUUGAGCCAGUGCAACGCAUUCCCCGUUACGAGCUCCUCCUGAAGGAUUACCUGAAGAAACUGCCUGAAGACUCCUUGGAUAGGAAAGAUGCAGAAAAAUCUUUGGAGCUCAUUUCAACUGCAGCUAACCAUUCCAAUGUGGCAAUUAGGAAAAUGGAAAAAAUGAAUAAGCUACUGGAAGUUUAUGAGAGGCUUGGUGGUGAAGCAGAUAUCGUCAAUCCAGCUAAUGAACUCAUUAAAGAGGGCCACAUUCAAAAGCUGUCAGCUAAGAAUGGUUCAGCUCAAGACCGAUACCUGUUUCUGUUCAACAAUAUGGUUCUUUACUGUGUGCCAAAGCUUCGACUGAUGGGACAGAAAUUCAGUGUCAGAGAAAGGAUUGACAUUGCUGGAAUGCAGGUCCAAGAAGUUGUGAAAACGAAUGUAACACAUACGUUUACAAUCAUCGGAAAGCAGCGGUCUCUGGAACUUCAGGCCAGGACUGAGGAAGAAAGCAAAGAUUGGUUUCAGGUUAUCAAUGCUACAAUUGAAAAGCACAAGCAAAACAGUGAGACCUUCAAUAAGGCUUUCAAUAGUUCUUUUUCAAGGGAUGAUGAAAAUCCUCCAGAUUCCCCUGUAUCAGGUGCAACUUGUGCUGAAUCUAAUCCAGGAGGUGACUGCUCCAGCCCAACUAUGGUGGAUGCAAACUUCAAAAGAGCUUCAAAAACAAAACGUGACAAGGAAAAGCAAUCCUGCAAAAGCUGUAGUGAAACAUUUAAUUCGAUUACUAAACGCCGUCAUCACUGUAAACAAUGCAAUGCAAUUAUCUGUGGUAAAUGUUCAGAAUUCAAGCCACUUGCAGACAAUAGCCGGCACAACCGUGUGUGUAAGGAAUGCUUUGCUGUGCCAUCUGCGACACUUUCUCCAAACCCGGCACCUGAGAAUGUAACAGAUCAGAAGAAAAAAGUAACCAUGGAGAGACCGAGCUCCCUGACAAGUGACAAUAGUCUUUUCUGUAGCAACUUGAGUUUCAUGGAAAAGGGAAAACCCUGGCACAAGGCAUGGGUAGCUAUCCCCAGAAGCGAUCCCAUGGUAUUAUAUUUGUACAUUGGCAAUCAGGAUGGAAAACAUGCGCGCACCAUUCCACUGCCAGGCUAUGAAAUUGAACAGCCAAAUCCUGCUGAUAUGAUUGAUAAGAGGCAUGCUUUCAAGCUCAGGCAAUCCCAGCAGAUCUUUUAUUUUAGUGCAGAUGAUGAAGAAAUUCAGAAAAAAUGGAUUGACAUCAUCUCAAAAGCUGCCAAGGGUGAAGUUGAAGAAGAUUCAAGCAACUUAGUAGAAUAAAAAAACUGGCAGCAAAGUUAGCAGCAGAUGAAACCAAGAUUGUAUUUGGCAACUUUCUGUGGUGUGACCUCUAAAUGCUGUACGUUAAGUAAGCAAUGAGGGCACUUUCAUUUGAAAUUGAUACUUAAGAGUUCAGAUCAAUCUACAUACAUCUGUAUCAGAUUUCAAUGUUAUUAGUGUUUUUGGUCUUUGACAUCUAUGACAAUUAUGCUACUGAAAAGCCUAAACACAUCCUGGAAAAUGUAGUAAUUUACAAAUUAAUUACUUUAUUGAUGCCAUUCCAGUCCAGUGCAGUACGGUUUCUGUGUAAAUGUGCUUGAACACCAGUACUUGCCGUGCCCCCUGUGCAAGAUGUAUAGUAAUUCAUUAGUUAAAUGUAUGUUAAAUUAAAAUGUGAAUGCCUGUGGCUGGCCACUCAUGGUCUAUCAACUGUUUGUACUCAAUUCUUUAAAUACAGUGCUCUGUCCCUUUUGGCAUUUGGUGAUGUAAUUAUUUUUUCUUAGGUAAAAAUGCUAAGUGGUUUAUUUCUCAUGUUCCGUACUGUUAACAAAAUAUCCAAGAAAAUGCUGUACAACUUGCAAAUUUGUUUCAUAUAUCUCCUAUACUGAAGGAACUUUAACCUAUAAUCUGUAUGUCUGUUUCACUUAUUUAUGUGAUGUGCUUUUAAAUAAACGUUCUGGAUUUUCACCA